AUGAAGGGCGUGCUGAAGAGGAAGGGCGGAAGUCGCGUGGGUGGCGAGGAAUCGGCGGACGUUCCGUUUCCGGGGAUUCGCCACCACGACGUGACCACGCCGCCCCUCUCCCCGCACUCCAACGGGCGGAAGAGCCACACCGGGAGCGAAGACGAGGACACCAAAGCUCAUCAUCAACAACGACAAGAUGAUGAAGAUGACGCCUUGGCCUCCGGGGGCUUCUCCCCGCCCUUCCCGGGCGUCCGCUUCCACCUCCCCUCGGCCGCCUCGCCCUCCUCCUCGCCCCACUCCUCGCCCGGCGAGGAGCGAUUUCGUCCGCUGGCGGCCCAGGCCGGCCGACCGGCCGCUGUCUUCGCGCCGGCUCGGCCUCAGCCCUACCUCCUCGCCACUCACGGUGGCGCGGCCUCCAACAUCGGGUGUCGCGAGACGAUGGAGGACGCCCAUGCCGUGCAUGAUAGGCAAGGUGCGCCGUGGCGGGAUCUGAGGAAGGGCCGGCAGGCGCCCACGCAAUUCCCCAACGAUUGCCUCUCCUUCUACGCCGUGUGCGACGGACACGCGGGCAAGACGGCGGCCAACAUCUGCGCAGAGGUCCUGCCGUUGAAGGUGGCCGGGACCACCGCCUUCGCCGAAGGCAACUUUCAAGAGGCGCUGAAGGAGGGGUUUAAGAAGGCGGAUGAGGUCAUCCUCGCCACUCCGGAUCCCGGACUGGCAGCCGCUGCGGCUGCAGAGAGAGGCGCCGCGAGUCUCGACGUCGACGCCGUUUCCGAGAGCCAAUCACCAGCCCAACCGGCGGCUGUAGUGACCUCACCGCCGGCGCGCCGGUUGAACAAAUCCAAUGGCGGCGUGGGCGAUGGACGCCUUCACAUCGGCCAGAUCAAGGAGUUGAAGAGCAUGGAGAAGGUGGGCGGUUCGUGCGUGGCGGCGUGCAUGGUGGUGGGCCACCGCCUAUUCGUCGCCAACGUGGGCGACUGCGAGGCCGUAUUGGCCCGAUGGCAGCCCGCACUCGAACAGUACCAGGGGGUGGUGUUGACGGAAAAGCAUCGGGUGAGCGAGAAGAAGGAGAGGGAGCGCAUCGACAACCUCGGCGGUACCGUCAUUUUCGGCCGUCUGUUCGGCGAUCUCUCCGUCACUCGCGCCCUCGGCGAUCGAGAAUACAAGAAACCCGUCCAAACGGAAGACUUUGUGAGCUGCGACCCUCACAUCUCGGGCAUGCGAUUGCGGCCGGACGACGAGUUCGUGGUGAUGGGCUGUGACGGCCUGUGGGACCACGUGGCCUACGACACGGCCAUCGAAAUCGUGGCUGCCCUCAAGAAGGCCGGCAAUAGCGCGGAGAUGGCGGCGGACGCCCUGGUGAGGGAAGCGCUGGAUCAGCACUCCACGGACAACAUCACCUGCGUCGUGGUCUAUCUCGACUGGCAACGAACGGAGAGACCGCCUUCGCGCAUCUACAUGCGGUCGAAUUCGACCAACUUCCACAAGCGACGAUCCACCACCGUCGGACCCAACGCUUCGCCCGGCUCCCCCGCCGCGCCCACCUCUCCAGGCUGGGUGCGUUCGCUGCCGCGCGGGCUGUCGGGGUCACCGUCUCGGAGGGAGGAGGCGCGCUCGCCGCCGGUGAAGCCGGACAAGGGCGAGGCCAGCCUGUGGCGCAACAAGUCGUCCCUCGGACUCAAGAGCGCCAUGACCGGCGGCCGGUCGCCCAACGCCACGCACCACCUGCUCGAUCUCGGGCUCGCAAAGAAGAGAGUGUCGGUGGUGGUGAACUGGUCGAGUCUGAAGGAGGAAGACCUCGAGGAGCUGGAGGACGAUGGCUGGAUCCUGGACGAUGUCGACAGCAAACAGGACCCAUCGGCCGAUGGCGAAGAGGCAGAAGCAGAAGCAGAAGCAGGCGAAGUAGAUGAACAACAACAACAACAGCAAGAAGGAGAAGAUGAAGGACCCGAACAGCAGCAAGUGGCGUCGCCCUACGUUGCACCCACCGCCGUUGCGGACAUAAAUGGGUAA
Molecule: messenger RNA, 2004 nt
Organism: Acanthamoeba castellanii str. Neff
Lineage: Eukaryota; Discosea; Longamoebia; Acanthamoebidae
Product: protein phosphatase 2C domain containing protein
Exons: 13
Coding region: 1-2004 (667 amino acids)
Biological process (GO): protein dephosphorylation
Molecular function (GO): cation binding; protein serine/threonine phosphatase activity
Source: RefSeq, a predicted model, not a curated record